Messenger RNA from Baudoinia panamericana UAMH 10762, 816 nucleotides. RefSeq lists its product as uncharacterized. The record is from RefSeq and is a predicted model, not a curated record. The transcript has 2 exons. Lineage: Eukaryota; Fungi; Ascomycota; Dothideomycetes; Mycosphaerellales; Teratosphaeriaceae. The coding region runs from base 1 to 816 and encodes 271 amino acids. Gene Ontology annotation, molecular function: serine-type endopeptidase activity.
AUGCUUACUUCAGGCUUCAGCAACGCACCAAUCUCUCAAGGCCUCGUAGCUAGCGUUGUCUUGCUAUCAAUCCUGGCUACUGUGACAGACACGAAGUACUAUCUCUGGAUCGAAAUCCGGCCGCAUCUAUUCGAUUAUGGCCAGUUCUGGCGGCUGCUCACGUGGCAGUUGUGCUACACGAACAGUACAGAGGUUCUCUUUGCUGCCAUGACGUUCUACCACCUGCGGAUCGUUGAACGGCUGUGGGGAAGCAGAAAGUUUGCUUCCUUCAUACUGUCCACACUCCCAUACACUACGCUGUUGCCGCCGCUUCUGCUUGUUCUCGUCAUCCGUCCUUUGAGCUUCGGCCGCAUCAACUACUUGCCCGCUGGACCGACCCCGAUCGUGUUCGCUUUGCUUGCACAAUAUCACGCAGCGAUUCCCUACUUCUACAAAUACCGUCUUUCCAGCAGCGUCCCAACAUCAACCUCGGCCGGGACACAAAGGGAGUACGGCCUUGACUUGACCUCGAAGUCGACUUCCUACCUUUUACCGCUGCAGCUUGCGCUUUCACAGUUACCCGGCUCUGCGAUUGCGGCAGCCGUUGGCUGGCUAAUAGGCUUUGCUUACCGAAGAGAGAUUUUGCCCGGUGCGGCAAGGUGGAGGGUGCCAAAUUGGCUGCUUGGUGGGGCGGCACAGAAAGAGCAUUAUGACUCCCUGAGGCGGAGAAUGGAAGGUGAAGCGGGAAUAGCAACGGGCGUCGAGACCAACCGGGAACAUGUGCGACGAAGAGGCGUAGUUGGUGGGCUGAUAGAUCAGUUUCGGGGCGCCGUCUGA